Molecule: messenger RNA, 1134 nt
Organism: Melanotaenia boesemani (Boeseman's rainbowfish)
Lineage: Eukaryota; Metazoa; Chordata; Actinopteri; Atheriniformes; Melanotaeniidae
Product: acetylcholinesterase collagenic tail peptide-like
Exons: 16
Coding region: 160-1104 (314 amino acids)
Source: RefSeq, a predicted model, not a curated record
AAGGGAUGGACAUGGUCAGCAACAAUACUCAGAGCUGCCAGGAGCUGCGCUGCAUUUCCACUCGUUAUUGAGAUGAGUGGGGCUCAGCAUGCAAGCUUAGCAGAUUGAGCUCCAGCUCUGCAGGACUUCCACAGGGAACGACACCGAGGUGAAGAAGAGAUGCUGUCUCAGCUGGUUCUGGGAUGGAUUGCCUUGCUCAGUGGCCUCCAACCGGCAGCCUCCUCCAUCACAUCCAGAUUUCCCUCGAGCAGAGGCAGCAAGUGGUCGGCUCGGAGAUGUGAAGUCUUCAUCCCCCCUCCUCUUCCUCCUCCUUUGUUUCCUCCAAUCAAACGCAAGGCAGAACUGAUGGUUGACAUCACUGAAGACAUCACAGGACCUAAAGGAGAAAAGGGCUGCAGAGGAGCUAGAGGAGCCGAGGGACAACCUGGUGCGACAGGUCCAGAAGGAGAACCAGGACCACAGGGAGCCCUGGGACAACCCGGCCAAAAGGGAGAGAAGGGAGACGGGGGCUGGAGAGGUCUGUACGGAGACAUCGGAACUCCGGGAAUGUUAAAGGGCAGUAAGGGACAUAAAGGAUCCCGGGGUGAUAAAGGUGUGAAAGGAAACCGAGGCCCCAGUGGGGAGAAGGGGGAGCGUGGCAUUCCCGGGAUGUCAGCAAAGGGCGAUCUGGGUCUGACAGGUGAUCCAGGGCGAAGAGGGGAGCAAGGACCCAGAGGAGAGCCAGGAGACAGAGGAAAUGUGGGUUUGAAGGGAUCUCGUGGAUACACCGGGCUGCAGGGGCAUCCUGGUCCAGCAGGACUACCUGGUCUGACAGGAGAACCAGGACUUCCUGGGCAAGUGUACGUCCUGCCAGGUCUGCGGGGAGAUGCCGGAGGUCCAGGACCGUCAGCCACCUGCAGCUGCUCGCAGGUUCAGACCUCACAGAAACCGUUGGAUCGAGUCCACACGGUCUUUGUAGCAGACGGAGAGAAGGAGAUGAGACGGCUGCGGGCGGAGAAUGUGAUGGUGCUUCGUAUGGACCGAGGAGCUUUGUACAUCUACACCGAGUCCCAGUGGAUCAACGUGCUGGAGAACCGCCGACACCGAGUGCACCCCAGCGGUUGACCCGACACGUGGUCACAUCAGACGCUGGUU